Linum trigynum is the source of this 1109-nucleotide messenger RNA. NCBI's taxonomy places the organism in Eukaryota, Viridiplantae, Streptophyta, Magnoliopsida, Malpighiales, Linaceae. The record is from the annotation of a GenBank genome assembly.
CUCAACUCUUUUCAAAACCUAACAAUUAAACUCAUUCGAGUUAUUUUUAAAUGAUUUUAUAGUUACAUCGCCAGAGUUGAAAGAGACUUUCAAGUUUGAGUUACAUCAGGAACAAGGUUAGAAAUCGAAUAGCGAUCAGUUCGUGAAUUAUUGUCUAAUAGAGUAUACAGAUUUGGUGAUCAAUGUAGACAUCGAGUUUAUUUUAUAUUUUUUUUCAUAAUAUGAAAACACGUUGUGGUCUUUGGUUCAAAUUUGCACUAGUCAGAUAUUUUUUGAUUUAUGAAUUAUUUAAUUUAAUUUUUAAUUAAAUUUAAUUUUUGAAAGAGGACACCCCUUUAAAAAUUUCCUGAACACCGGAACCGACCAGAAGCAGAAAUCAUGAAAGGGGGCGGCAGCUCGUCAUCUCCAUCGCCGGUGAUCGUAGCCAGCAACAAGCUGUACAGCAACACCAAACCUCCUUUCAGGCCUGCCCAAGACGACUCCAAGCCUCCUCUGCAAGACCCAAUUCUCCGAUCUGACCCCAUCGAGACGGAGGAGCCAGUGCUGCGAUUGCCACCCACAAGACUUCCCCACCUUCCAAAUCCAAAGCCCUGACCCUAAACUCCACAGUCUAAUGGAUCAGUAGUAGAGAUAUAUCCCUUUUUCAACUUUCUGUUAGUUUCCCAGUUUGCGUUGGAAAUGUAGCAGUUAUUUGCUGUCGAAAGAUGGUUCCUUUAUCCUGUUAUGGAAGAAAUCACGAGAGACCCUGUAACAUUUGAACUAUCAACAAGAAACAAUACAAACUUGGUGCUGCAAUAACCUUCCAUUCUCCUGUUGUUGGUUCGAUUAAUUAAGUUCUAACUCCACGUCCUGAAGGUGUUUGAUGAAAUGCCCUUGUGUGCUUGGUAAGGCUAAAGUGCUGUGCUGAAAGGGAAGGAGAAGGAAGCUUCUUGCCUGAUUAAUAAUAGCAAAAGUUCUACUUUCUCGGAGCUGGAUGCUAUAUUAGAAGGUUGGUUCUGUGAAAGGAAUUUUCUGCCUUCGGUUGUAUAGUGUAUACAAAUGCAGCUACUGAUCCUGAUUUAAACAACAGACGAAAGCUAGGUCCCAAGUAAGAAAAGAAUCCAUGCCAG